Molecule: messenger RNA, 4460 nt
Organism: Protopterus annectens (West African lungfish)
Lineage: Eukaryota; Metazoa; Chordata; Ceratodontiformes; Protopteridae
Product: desmoglein-2-like
Exons: 15
Coding region: 106-3387 (1093 amino acids)
Biological process (GO): homophilic cell-cell adhesion
Cellular component (GO): plasma membrane; desmosome
Molecular function (GO): calcium ion binding
Source: RefSeq, a predicted model, not a curated record
CUGUAAUGAGGAUACUUUACUGAUGAAUAACAAGGAAUAGUUUGGACAGUGACAAAACAAAGAGGUUCAAGGGAUUUUUGUAAAGUAAGAAAAGGCAGCUCUAUCAUGGGAAACCCUGGAAAAGAAAUUGUCUCUUUGGUACUGCUUGUUAUGGAAUUAACUGCACUGAGCAAAAUUGAUGCCUGGAUCUUUUCAGAGGAGGUAUACAGCAGACAUAAACGUGAAUGGAUUGUUCCUCCAUUAGUCAUACAGGAGAAUAAAGACUACAGUUCACAAAACCCUAUAGCCAAAAUUCGUUCAGACAAUGAACACAUGAAUAUCAUGUACAACAUAACUGGCCCAGGAGUUGGUGAAUACUUUUCUGUCAAUGAACGCGAUGGAGGGCUAAAUAUUCUUAAAAUAGUGGACCGUGAGCAAUAUGCCGAAUUUUCUCUGAAAGGGCAUGCAACGGAUCAGCAUGGUAACAAUCUAGAAAAUCCAAUUCUUAUUCGAAUCAGAAUAAGUGAUGUCAAUGACAAUGGACCACAAUUUACAAAGAAACAUUUUUUUGCCCAGGUUGAAGAAUUAUGUAAUACAAGUACGUUAAUAACAAUGUUGAAUGCCACAGAUGCAGAUGCUCCAAACACCCUGAACUCGAAGCUUGCUUAUCAUAUUACUGAACAACAGCCUUCAGGAACGCAGAUGUUCAAAAUUGCAAGAAGUAGUGGCGAGGUUUUUCCAACCAAUUCUAACCUUGAUCGAGAGGCACAAGCAACAUAUAAUUUGACUGUGGAAGUAAAAGAUCUUGAUGGGGGUCAGUUUGCAUUUCGUGAUGUAGCAGUUCUUACAAUAAGUUUGUUGGAUGUUAAUGAUAACAUUCCAUAUCUUGAAAAGCCUUCGUAUGAAGGAAGUAUUGAAGAAAAUAAGGCAAAUGUUGAAGUAAUGCGGAUAAAAGCAUACGAUAAAGACGAAGAGUUUACAGACAAUUGGUUUGUAAAUUUUAUGAUUGUCUCUGGUAAUGAGGAUGGAUACUUCAAGAUUGUAACAGAUACUAAAACAAAUGAAGGAGUAUUGAUUCUUCUGAAGGGUGUUAAUUAUGAGCAGCUGCAGCAUUUGACACUGGGUAUAGUUUAUUCAAACAAAGCGACGUACCACCACUCACUCGGAAUUGUGAGUUCCAGGAAGCCAAUUCCAAUAAAAGUGAAUAUAAUAAAUGUUCCAGAAGGUGCUAUGUUUCGGCCAAGUAGAAAGAUUGUUUCUGUUAGUGAAGAUAAGAAGGUCAUCACUCUCAAUAAAGUAGUCACAACAUAUGCAGCGAUUGAAGAAGAUACUGGAUUGACUGCAAAGAAUGUCAUAUAUGCCAAAGAUUUAGAUGCAGAUAACUGGAUAUCCAUAGACCCUACUACAGCUGAUAUUAAGUUCAUUAAAUAUCCUGAUCGGGAAUCUGUUCACAUAGUCAAUGGCACAUACACUGUUAAGAUUAUUGCUAUAAGUGAAGAUAAACCUCCCAAAACAUCGACUGGCACCAUUACUUUCCAGGUGGAGGAUAGCAAUGACAACUGCCCACAAGUCAGUACAACACCACAGACCUUCUGUGAAGAGGCUCCGUACAUUAAUGUGACAGCCACUGAUCUCGAUGAUGAUCCAAACGCUGGUCCUUUUAGCUUUAAAAUUGUUGAUGAACCAGUAGGUACAACAGAAAUAUGGAAAGUUGGAGAAACAUAUGGUACAAGCAUGCAAUUGGUACGUCAAAAACCACUGUGGCCUAAGGAAUAUGAAGUUCAGUUUCAAAUAAGCGAUCGACAAGGCUUAAUGUGCACUGAGAAACAGAUACUGAAGUUGCAUGUAUGCUCAUGCCACGUAGAUGGCAUACACUGUGCAGACUAUCGACGUGAAAGUAGUGCAGUACUUGGAGGUGGAGCUAUUGGCCUGAUGAUACUUGCAUUUUUAUUGCUCCUUCUUGUACCCCUUUUGUUACUGGUGUGUAAAUGUGGAGGCGCUGCUGGUCCUGCGUUCGCUCUAAUUCCUGAUGCAAUCACAGAGACACUUCAGCCAUGGAACAAGGAAGGAGCCGCACCUCAAGAUAAGGUGCCUAUUAGUUUUGCUGCGGGUUCAUUUUCUGAAAAGUCAAUGCAGGCCUCAGGAAUGUCUUCAGGUGCACACAUGUCUGCAUCAGGAAUAGCUGCAGGUGCACAAAUGCAUGGUUUGGGAAUAGCAGCAGGUGCACACAUGACCAGCAGUGUCGUAGGAAUGCAAGUAGGAAGAGCAGCUUAUGGCACCGAUGGAGCUAUUUUUGCUGAUGGAUAUCGGGCUGGUUCAAGAGAGCUCUUAGAAAUUUCCAAAUCCAUGGGCUAUGCAGGAAUGUAUGCUGCUGGUGGAGCUGUGAAUGAAUCAUUUCUUCUAAAGUAUUACAUGGAGCAAUCCUGUCAAGUUAGUGAGGAGGAUGCAAGGAAAGCAGCAAAUGACUGUGUGAUGAUUUAUCAAAAUGAAGGAAUUGGUUCACCAGCUGGCUCCGUGGGCUGUUGCAGCUUUAUUGAAAGUGAUUUGGAGGACGACUUCUUAGAUGAUCUUGGACCAAAGUUCAAGCAACUGGCAGAAGUUUGUACAGGCCUAGAAAUCAGAAAGGAGAUGACGUUCAGUCAGUUUAUAUCCACUGGAGAGAGCUCCACAGCUGGCCAACAACAAGCAGUCAGGCAAUCUGGAUCUGCUCUAGGGAGCUUCAGUCAGUCUACAGCAAAAGCAACCAACCAUUUUGAAUCUAGUUUGCAUAGCUCAGCUCCACCCAUUCAGCCAGCUGUCAGUCAGUCCCAAUCCACUCUGCACAGCACCAGCAUAUCCACAUCCCAGGUAGUCAGCCAUUCUCAGUCAGCUGAAUCAAGUAGUGAAACUGUGGUUCAAAAUGUAGGAUUAGCCAAUCCUAGUGUGCAGGUCGGUCAUUUCACACCAGAAUCAGUAGUAAAGCAAAAUGUUGUGGUUCUGGAUGGCUUACAUGCCUCUGGUUCCAAUCUUCAGGUAGUUGGAACAACACCCGAGGCUGCCAUACAGCAGCAUGUUUUAGUCACUGAGCAUUCCAUAGCUCCUGGCACUUUUCUUCGUCCUGUCGGCGUUGUUGCCGAACCUGUUGUACUUCAGCAGCAUUAUGUGUUGGCUGAAACAUCACAUGCAGCUGGAUCUCCUGCACAAAGCAUUUUGCAACCUGUUUCUAAUGUAGGAGGGGCUCAUAAUGUUAUCCUUAUGGAAGGAAGUGUGGUCUCAGCUCCUGGCGCACAUGGAUACCUAGUCAGUGUCGAACCUGAGGGUCACCAGCAGGUUUUGGUAAGAGAAGAGACAGUGGCCCCUAAUGUUGCAGUAAAGUCUUCAAUAAGUAAGGUCACCAAGUACAGCACAUUACAAUUUUCAGAGGCUUAGGGUAAUUCGGAGUCAGAAGGCCAUUAAUACUCUUUGCUAGCCACAUAGUAAAAAAGCAGCUAAGAGCUUAAUUUUCAAGAUUACUGAAAUGUUUGAUGUUUACUGUAAAUGAGUUCUGAGGAAAAUCUUCAAAAAAAUUGGUCCUAUGUUAUGUGUAAAUGCUGCCUUUCAGAGAGUCCAUUAUUGACCUUAUAACAUGUAUGUAUCUUCAUUUAGUGAGUAAAGGGCAUGUAAAAGUGAAAGCAAGGAAGUUUUUUUUACUGUAUCUAUUAAGAAAAUGUGUCUAGCUUUUGCUUAGCUAAGUUGCCCAUUUGCUAAGAUACACUUCUGGUGGUUUGCUAUUUCACAGAUCUGUACUGCUGUUUAUUGUUGAGUGUUCUCUUAGACUUUUUAUUGUACAUUUUGCAGCUACAUGAAGAGUACAAAAUUUUGUAUAAUAUUAAGUGCCUCAUAGUUGUGUUCUACAUGGUCAUACUCUCCAGAGCUAUUGUCAUAGCAGGAAUUGAGUCUGCAGCAGUGUAAGAUCUUUUUUUUUUUAAAUUCAUUACUGUCACAUUGUGGCACAGGAGACAUUACUUCCACACUACUUCCCAGCUACCUAAGCUCCUUCAUUGCCUGUGACAGUCCUGUUUCAUGGCCCAUCAGAAACAGAUGUCUAUCACCCUCUCUGUGAACUUCCAUGUUCGACUUUGUACUGUUAAGUUACAUUACCCUAAGAAUGACACUUUGUUCACUAGUGUCCCUUUAAUAGAAAGUCUUAACAAAUGUACUUUAAUGGCUCGGUCAUUAUCUGUGCUCGUGUUAUAAUAAUGGGUUACAAAUUUUCUUUUACAUUGCCAGUAGCCUGACGUAUGCAGGAUAAACAUAGUUGUUCAUGGAGAUUUCUAUUGAAUGCAGACUAAAAAGGUUUGCUUUUUUUAGUGUGUUAGCUGUUUAACAGUGAUGAAGAGGGCAUGGGACCCUUAUUAGCUGCUACUGUAACUUUGUUUAGAAAGGUAGGUAAAUUGUACAUCCUCGCUCUGAGAAUUACCGGCAGGGUCUAAAUGGGUGCUGAAAUCUUGCACUGAGCUUCU